Molecule: messenger RNA, 873 nt
Organism: Quercus robur (English oak)
Lineage: Eukaryota; Viridiplantae; Streptophyta; Magnoliopsida; Fagales; Fagaceae
Exons: 1
Coding region: 1-873 (290 amino acids)
Molecular function (GO): RNA-DNA hybrid ribonuclease activity; nucleic acid binding
Source: RefSeq, a predicted model, not a curated record
AUGGUGAACCUUCAUCGGCGUCAGAUUGUUCCUAGUGUGAGCUGUGCGCUGUGUAAUGUUCUUCCUGAAGACUCUCUUCAUGCAGUGUGGUAUUGUGAAGCCAUUUCAGGUGCCUGGUCUACGUUGGAUUGGUUUCAUCAAACUGCACCACCACGUCCCACUUCAUUCACUGAACUACUUUCCAGUUUUCUGUACAACAAAGAGGAGUUUAGAGCAGAGAUUUUCGUGAUCAUGGUGUGGUUGCUGUGGAAUAGGCGUAAUGCAGUCCAAUUUGGUCACCCGCCUCUUCCAGUGGCUAGUAUUUGCAGUUCUGCAGGUAGUUAUUUGCAGGAAUUUCUUCAAGCCCAAAAUGUGGUGCCUGAAUCGCCCCGUCCUCCUCCCAUGCAACAAUGGCGACCUCCGGACCCUCAAUGCUUCAAAGUAAAUUUCGAUGCCGCUUUGUUUCAGCGCUCAAACUUGGCAGGUAUUGGGAUCAUAGCCCGUAAUCAUGUUGGUGAAGCAGUGGGUGCUCUGUCCUCGCCCAUUCCAAUGGCCCAGUCCGUGGCAGAUAUAGAAGCCUUAGCAUGUUUGAAGGCUGUUCAGUUUGCAUUGGAAAUUGGCCUCAACCGAGUUGUGAUUGAAGGAGAUUCAGCAGUCAUCAUCAAUGCUCUUCUUCACGGUGCGGGUGAACUAGCCAGUUUCGGAAACAUCUUGGAUGAUAUUCGUUUACACUCCUCUGUUUUUCCGUUUGUGGAAUUUGUUCAUGUUAGUCGCAUUUGUAAUUCAGUGGCUGAUGCUCUCGCUAAGAAAGCUAAGUCAAACGUUGGGGAUCAGAUUUGGCUGAAUGAUUUGCCAUCUGAUAUUGCUCCGUUAGUUUUGCAUGAUGUUCACUAG